UGCCUCCACUGCCCAGAAAAUACAUAUCCUUCUCAAACAGACUUUUGGUAUCUAAUGCAUUUGCAGCUAAUCUCGGUUUUUAAUUUGAAGAAGGUGCUUAGAAGAAAAGAAUGAGCUUCAUGACCAAUUAUAGCAUGGUAUCUCUGGCCCCGUUGGAUGAUGGAGACAAUUAUAUGCACAAUGAAACUGGAUUCCCACAUGACAACAACUCAAAUUAUGGUUCCACCCCCCCUCUGUCCUUCUUCAGAAUGCAAAGUUAUCGAGAGCUUUGCUUUUCUGAUCAGCUCUUUUGGACUUGUGGGGAAUGAAACUGUCAUCUGGCUUCUUGGCUUCCGCAUGAAGAGGAAUCCUUUUACAACAUUCAUCCUGAAUUUGGCUGUUGCUGACUUUGGAGUCCUCAUAUACAUAGUUAUUGAUUGUACUGUUUAUAUAAUGCUUUUAUUUUCAAACACAAAUAUAGGUUCUAGGUUGACAGAGCUGUUAUCUAUCAGCAUCUUUUUCUUCUUGCACUUCACUGGCCAAUUUCUACUGACAGCCAUCAGCAUUGACAGGUGUGUCUCUGUCCUCUUCCCAAUUUGGCAUAAAUGCCACCGCCCGACCUUUCUGUCUACUAGUGUAUGCGCCUUCCUAUGGGUCGCUUCCUUCCUGUUUUGUCUAACACCCUACAUUAUUUUUAUAACUAGUCUAUAUGAAAUAUUAUUCAUACUGCUUGCUGUGACUCUCUUGCUAUGUCUCCCACUCAUGAUUAUCUCUUCCCUGGUCCUCUUCAUCAAAGUCUGCUUUAAGUCACCAAAACAUAAACGGGGGAAAGCCUUAACAGCCAUCUUCCUUACUCUCAUGUUCUUCAUUAUACUUGUUUUUCCAGUGUUUUCUUCUCUUCUUCUCACGUUUCUAGUUGACAUAAAACUAUAUCAAAGAGUUUCUCAUUACUCUUUCCUAGGUGCCGCCUUAAACAGCAGUGUUAACCCCUUCAUUUAUUUCCUGGUUGGGAGACAAAAGAGAGGCCAAAGAAGGGAGAAGAUGAAAAAUAUCCUUCAAAGGCUUUUCAAGGAAGAGGAAGGGCAUGGGGCAGAUAUGGACUCCCCAGUUUAA
This is a messenger RNA of Sceloporus undulatus (fence lizard), 1092 nucleotides long. Its product is annotated as proto-oncogene Mas-like. The transcript is spliced from 2 exons. Gene Ontology annotation, molecular function: G protein-coupled receptor activity. Gene Ontology annotation, biological process: G protein-coupled receptor signaling pathway. Gene Ontology annotation, cellular component: membrane. The record is from RefSeq and is a predicted model, not a curated record. Lineage: Eukaryota; Metazoa; Chordata; Lepidosauria; Squamata; Phrynosomatidae. The coding region runs from base 157 to 1092 and encodes 311 amino acids.